This is a messenger RNA of Lemur catta (Ring-tailed lemur), 5181 nucleotides long. RefSeq names its product SRC kinase signaling inhibitor 1 (gene SRCIN1). NCBI's taxonomy places the organism in Eukaryota, Metazoa, Chordata, Mammalia, Primates, Lemuridae. The record is from RefSeq and is a predicted model, not a curated record. Gene Ontology annotation, cellular component: postsynaptic density; cytoplasm; actin cytoskeleton. The transcript has 18 exons. The coding region runs from base 16 to 3516 and encodes 1166 amino acids. Gene Ontology annotation, biological process: regulation of dendritic spine morphogenesis.
CGGAGCAGCCCCCCCAUGCUGUCUGCGGACGAUGCCGAGUACCCGAGGGAGUACCGGACCCUGGGGGGCGGGGGCGGCGGGGGCAGCGGGGGCCGGCGCUUCUCCAACGUGGGGCUGGUGCACACGUCGGAGCGGAGGCACACGGUGAUCGCGGCCCAGAGCCUGGAGGCGCUCAGCGGGCUCCAGAAGGCGGAUGCCGACCGCAAGCGCGAUGCCUUCAUGGACCACCUGAAGAGCAAGUACCCCCAGCACGCCCUGGCCCUGCGAGGCCAGCAGGACAGGAUGCGAGAGCAGCCAAACUACUGGAGUUUCAAGACCCGCAGCUCGCGCCACACUCAGGGAGCCCAGCCCGGGCUGGCAGACCAGGCGGCCAAGCUGUCGUACGCCUCAGCUGAGUCGCUGGAGACCAUGUCUGAGGCCGAGCUGCCCCUGGGCUUCAGCAGGAUGAACCGCUUCCGACAGAGCCUGCCUCUCUCCCGCUCCGCCAGCCAGACCAAGCUGCGCUCGCCAGGGGUGCUGUUCCUGCAGUUCGGGGAGGAGACUCGGCGCGUGCACAUCACGCACGAGGUCAGCAGCCUGGACACGCUGCACGCACUCAUCGCGCACAUGUUCCCGCAGAAGCUCACCAUGGGCAUGCUUAAGUCGCCCAACACCGCCAUCCUCAUCAAAGACGAGGCUCGCAACGUCUUCUACGAGCUGGAGGACGUCCGGGAUAUCCAGGACCGCAGUAUUAUCAAGAUCUAUAGGAAGGAGCCACUCUAUGCUGCUUUCCCUGGCUCACACCUCACCAACGGGGACCUCCGGAGAGAGAUGGUGUACGCGUCGCGGGAGUCGUCGCCCACGCGGCGCCUCAACAACCUGUCGCCAGCGCCGCACCUGGCUUCCAGCUCGCCGCCGCCCGGGCUACCGUCGGGGCUGCCGUCGGGGCUGCCGUCUGGCUCGCCGUCGCGCUCGCGCCUCUCGUACGCCGGCGGGCGCCCGCCCUCGUAUGCCGGCAGCCCGGUGCACCACGCGGCCGAGCGGCUGGGAGGCGCCCCGGCCGCCCAGGGCGUCAGUCCCAGCCCCAGCGCCAUCCUGGAGCGGCGCGACGUGAAGCCGGACGAGGACCUGGCGAGCAAGGCGGGCGGCAUGGUGUUGGUGAAGGGCGAGGGCCUCUACGCCGACCCCUACGGGCUGCUGCACGAGGGCCGGCUGAGCCUGGCCGCGGCCGCCGGCGACCCGUUCGCCUACCCCGGGGCCGGCGGCCUCUACAAGCGCGGCUCGGUGCGCUCGCUCAGCACCUACUCGGCCGCCGCGCUGCAGUCCGACCUGGAGGACUCGCUGUACAAGGCGGCCGGCGGCGGCGGCCCGCUCUAUGGCGACGGCUACGGCUUCCGCCUGCCGCCCUCGUCGCCGCAGAAGCUGGCUGACGUGGCGGCGCCCCCCGGAGGUCCCCCGCCGCCGCACAGCCCCUACUCGGGGCCACCUAGCCGCGGCUCGCCGGUGCGCCAGUCAUUCCGCAAAGACUCCUCCUCUUCUGUCUUCGCCGAGAGUCCUGGAGGCAAGACCCGCAGCGCGGGCAGCGCCUCCACGACCGGAGCACCCCCUCCCGAGCUCUUCCCUGGACCUGGGGAGCGCUCGCUCGUUGGGUUCGGGCCGCCAGUGCCAGCCAAGGACACGGAGACCAGGGAGCGCAUGGAGGCCAUGGAGAAGCAGAUUGCCAGCCUCACAGGCCUGGUACAGAGUGCUCUACUGCGAGGCUCAGAGCCCGAGACGCCCAGUGAGAAGAUUGAAGGCUCCAAUGGAGCAGCCACCCCCUCAGCGCCCGGUGGCUCAGGCAGCCGGAGCAGCGGGGCCACCCCGGUGUCCGGCCCUCCCCCGCCCUCGGCCAGCAGCACCCCUGCAGGGCAGCCCACUGCUGUCAGCCGUCUGCAGAUGCAGCUGCACCUGCGCGGCCUGCAGAACAGCGCCAGUGACCUGCGCGGGCAGCUGCAGCAGUUGCGCAAGCUCCAGCUGCAGAACCAGGAGUCAGUGCGCGCGCUGCUGAAGCGCACGGAGGCGGAGCUGAGCAUGCGCGUGUCGGAGGCGGCGCGGCGGCAGGAGGACCCGCUGCAGCGGCAGCGCACCCUGGUGGAAGAGGAGCGGCUGCGCUACCUCAACGACGAGGAGCUCAUCACCCAGCAGCUCAAUGACCUGGAGAAAUCGGUGGAGAAGAUCCAGAGGGACAUGUCCCACAACCACCGGCUGGUACCUGGCCCUGAGCUGGAGGAGAAGGCGCUGGUGCUGAAGCAGCUUGGGGAGACGCUGACGGAGCUCAAGGCUCACUUCCCAGGCCUGCAGAGCAAGAUGCGGGUAGUGCUGCGUGUGGAGGUGGAGGCGGUGAAGUUCCUGAAGGAGGAACCCCAGCGCCUGGAUGGGCUUCUCAAGCGCUGCCGUGGGGUCACGGACACGCUGGCCCAGAUCCGAAGGCAAGUGGACGAGGGUGUGUGGCCACCCCCCAACAACCUUCUGAAUCAGUCCCCCAAGAAGGUGACAGCCGAGACUGACUUCAACAAGAGCUUGGACUUUGAAAUGCCACCCCCCAGCCCCCCGCUGAACCUCCAUGAGCUGAGUGGGCCGGCCGAGGGAGCCUCUCUUACCCCCAAGGGGGGCAACCCCACCAAAGGCCUGGACACUGGCAAGAGAAGCGUGGACAAGGCUGUGUCUGUUGAGGCUGCGGAGCGAGACUGGGAGGAGAAGAGGGCAGCCCUGACCCAGUACAGCGCCAAGGACAUCAACCGGCUGCUGGAGGAGACGCAGGCGGAGCUGCUCAAGGCCAUCCCUGACCUGGACUGUGCGAGCAAAGCCCACUCGGGCCCAGCCCCCACCCCAGACCACAAGCCCCCCAAGGUCCCCCACAGCCAGAAGGCAGCUCCCCGAACGGAGCCCAGUGGGAGGAGGGGCUCAGAUGAGCUGACGGUGCCCCGAUACCGCACGGAGAAGCCCUCCAAGUCGCCCCCGCCGCCCCCUCCCCGCCGAAGCUUCCCCUCCUCCCACGGCCUGACCACCACGCGCACCGGAGAGGUGGUGGUCACCAGCAAGAAAGACUCGGCCUUCAUCAAGAAGGCCGAGUCCGAGGAGCUGGAGGUGCAGAAGCCCCAGGUGAAGCUGCGCCGGGCCGUGUCCGAGGUGGCCCGUCCGGCCUCCACCCCGCCCAUCAUGGCCUCUGCCAUCAAGGACGAGGACGACGAGGAUCGCAUCAUCGCAGAACUGGAGAGUGGCAGUGGCAGCGUGCCACCCAUGAAGGUGGUGACUCCGGGGGCCUCUCGGCUGAAGGCGGCCCAGGGCCAGGCAGGCAGCCCUGACAAAAGCAAGCACGGCAAGCAGAGGGCCGAGUACAUGAGGAUCCAGGCCCAGCAGCAGGCCACUAAACCAUCUAAAGAGAUGAGCGGGUCAAAUGAGACCUCGAGCCCUGUCUCAGAAAAGCCCUCGGCUUCCAGAACCUCUAUCCCUGUAUUGACUUCCUUUGGGGCAAGGAAUUCUUCCAUCUCCUUCUAGAAGGCCCCUCAUGUCUCCACCCCUGCCUGUCCCCCCACCCCCGCCAUUUCUCUCUCUUCCUUCCUCUCCACCCACCCCCACCCUGCUCGCCAGACCCCUGCGGGGUUUGUCCUUCAGAGGAGGGGGUGGCCCUCAGCUCCCCACACCCAUCCUCUGUUGGUGUUUUUGGUUUUUUUAAAUGAUUCACUUUUAAUUAUCUUUUUUUAAAUAGUAAAACUAAAAACCAAACACACCACCUCGCCCUGGUUUCCUGUUCCCAGAGGGCCUCUCGGGCCCACUUCCUGUCACUCUGUCCCUUUUCUCUUUCACCGCUCUUCCUCCCAAGUCCAUCCUGAAGUCCCUGCCCCUUCCCGCCCUCCUCCCCACUUCCCAAGAAUACUCCAAACAAACUCUGAGCCACGGAGACUUGGAGCAGUGAGAGACCCUCUCCCCUCCCUCGGUGCCUCCUGGAGGAACGCCUGGACAUUGGACCAACCCAGCAUCAGGCCUGGGGAUGCGACGCUGGGAGACGGGGCCCUGGAGACACCCCCCUCCCUGUCCAACCUCGCACAAGACUGACCUCUGCUGCUGCUCCGCUCCUUCCACUCACCCCAGUGGGCCUGGAGUCUAGAUGGAUGGGCUGGACACGGAGGCCGGAGGCUGGGAGGCCUCGGGGUGGGGUGAGGCCGGGAGUCUGUGUCCCUGGGGAGCAGCUGGCCUCUGUCCUGCAGGGAGUGGGAGGAGGCCCUUUGGACUGUUGGCUGUGGGGGUGGGUUGUGCAGAUGGCCUGACACCGGGGCCUGACACUGGGGACACUGCCUGGGGAGAGGGCAGCCCUGGGAGGGGCAUUUGGUACUUUUAGUUUUCUAAUUUAGCACUUUAAAUGACAUUAACUUAUUUAAUGGGGGUGGGGUGGGCAAGAAUGAAGGGCCCAGAAAUUAGGUUUUGAGGCCUGGAGGCGGUGGGGAAGGGGCCUGGUUGUGAGGGAAGGGGGAGAGCAGGGAGGGCUGGGUGAGGCAGGGGCAGACAGCUGCGGCCCGCAGGUGGGGUGACUUGACCUUCAGCCAUCUCCUUUGUGACUUGAGGGUUUUCAGGGAAGGGGCGAAAUGUGGUUUUUAAGUGGGGAUCUGGUGACCCUGGUGAGAUGUCUGAAGGUCCCCGAGGCCUGGCCAGCCAGUCCGUGGCCCGUGGAUGCCCUGCUCCCCCCACAGAGGCUGUUGGAAGUCGUGGUCCUGGGGAUGGGGAGAGGGAGACCAAUUCUGGUUGUCACUCCUGGCCCCCAGAGGGCACAGGGAGGGGUCAGAGGGAGAUUAUGAGAGAGGGGGAGGAGGAGGAGGGUGGAAUGGGGGUCCCCAGGCAGAGGAUCCCCAUGUGGAGCACAAAGUGGUGUAAGCACAGAGGAGGGGAAUUGGAAUCAGUCCCCCCAGUAAGCACAGAAAGGAGCCAAUGCAGGAGGGCAGCGCCAGCUCGACGUGGGGCCGGGGAGGGACAGCCAGGGCAGCUGCCAGAGGCUUGGGGAGGGAGGGGAAACUGGGCUGUGUUUCUUCAUUUCUUUUGUUUUUGCUUCUGUUGGUUCAUCCUUGUUUUCUAGCUUUGGAUCAUUUUUGUACCAAGGCAAGCAAGCCUUUUUGAAAAAUAACAAAAGAAGAGGAAAAAAAAAAAUCCCUCCAGAAAAGAAAAAAAAAA